Messenger RNA from Parasteatoda tepidariorum (common house spider), 955 nucleotides. RefSeq names its product cholesin. NCBI's taxonomy places the organism in Eukaryota, Metazoa, Arthropoda, Arachnida, Araneae, Theridiidae. The record is from RefSeq and is a predicted model, not a curated record.
AAAUUAGGCACUCAAUAACGUAAAUAAAGGCAUGUGUGUUCCUGUGUUGGAAAUUUAUGUUGUAAAAUAAAAUAAAAAUAUCAUUUCAAAGUGAUUGAAAUCAACAAUAGAAAUUAUAUCUGAACUGAUUUGAAAGUUUCAAAAUUAAUGUACUAUUUCAUUAGCAGUUAAUUGCUAACAUAUUUAAACUCAAAGUAAAAUUCGAAAGGUUGUAUAUUAAAUUAGUUUGACUCCCCUGUUAAUAUAUUUUUCUUUUUAACAAAAAUUUGAAAAUGAAAACUAAAUCGAAAAUCCACACUGACAUCAAGAAUUUAGUUUUGGCAAAAGCUCACCAAUAUACCAGGCCUGUUCAGAAAGCAGAGUCAAGUGAAGAAGAGGAUGAUCCUGCAGAUCUUCUUCAAAUUGCUGCUGAGAAAGAGAGGAAGAAAGAGAAAAUGCGUUUGAAGAAGCAGCGUAAGAAAGAAGCUCGAGAAAAAAGUGUGAAAAAAGAUGUUUCAGAGGCAAGAAAACUGGCAAUUGACUAUCUGCAUUCAUGGAAUUCAUCUAGGGAAACGUGGACUUUUAAAAAAAAUCUGCAGACUUGGUUACUUAAAAAUAUUUUUUCUACUGAAGAUAAUAAUAAAGAACAGGGUGGAAAUGCUAUUUUUGUAAAAAUCAUGAUGGUCAUAAAAAUGAUUGAGGAAAAGGAUUUUGAAAUACUACUGAAUUAUGUUAUUGAUUUGAAAGGACAAGCUAGAUCUAGACUAAGUGAUGAAUGUGAAAAUGUUAUAAAAUCAUUUGAAGAAAAGACUGAAGAAGAUAUGAGUGAUGAAGACUUGGUCAAGUUUGAAAGAGCUAGAAAUAUGUUGCAAAUAUUGGUGUAACUGAUUUUAUUAAUAUGUUUUGUGUAAAUAUUGUUAAGAAUGUUACCAAGUAAUAGUCUUAUUAAAAACUGUUGCUUUUUUAAAAGAAAAAA